AUGGAUUCCACGCGCGAUACGCAACAACCCCCAGAAGAAGGGCGUGACGUGACUCGGCCUACUGGGACUGGCACUGCGGAUAUGUACUCGACGACAACGAGCUCCCUCGCUGAUCUGGGGAACAAUAUCAGCAAUAUGGCGGGUACGACAAUGAAUGAGAUCAGAAAUAAAGCCAAUACGGUUUCGACUGGGGAGGUUGUGCGGGAGGUUCGGGAUUUGGCUUCCUCCAUCACGAUGGGGAGCAAACAGGUGGAGGAGAGUACGGGGAUUGAAGGCUGCGAUCCGCGAGAAGCUCGCAUGAUCGAUGAGAUGCCCAAGGAGAGAAUCGCCGAGUUUCUGCAGGAAAAGCACAAGAGUGAUGCGGUGCGGCCUUCGAAGAAGCAAUGA
Messenger RNA from Aspergillus thermomutatus, 387 nucleotides. RefSeq lists its product as uncharacterized. The record is from RefSeq and is a predicted model, not a curated record. Lineage: Eukaryota; Fungi; Ascomycota; Eurotiomycetes; Eurotiales; Aspergillaceae. Bases 1 to 387 code for a protein of 128 amino acids. The transcript is spliced from 2 exons.